This is a messenger RNA of Andrographis paniculata, 1631 nucleotides long. RefSeq names its product 3-ketoacyl-CoA synthase 6-like. The record is from RefSeq and is a predicted model, not a curated record. The transcript has a single exon. Gene Ontology annotation, molecular function: acyltransferase activity, transferring groups other than amino-acyl groups. Gene Ontology annotation, cellular component: membrane. NCBI's taxonomy places the organism in Eukaryota, Viridiplantae, Streptophyta, Magnoliopsida, Lamiales, Acanthaceae. Bases 56 to 1513 code for a protein of 485 amino acids. Gene Ontology annotation, biological process: fatty acid biosynthetic process.
AACUAGGCCGUGUAUAAAUACAGCUGCAUGGCUUCCCGACCUUCAUCACUCAUCAAUGGCGGAAGAAGGCUUACCACAAUCCCCAAGCCCUAACCGCGCCAAAGCACUCGAUCAAUACCUCAACCGUUUCUACUUCUUCCUCCUCCUCAUUCCGAUCACCAUAGCCACCGCCUUCCUCUCCCUCGAUUCAAUUCCCUGGAAUUUCUCCUAUUUCGAAUCGAUUUGCUACCUGCUCAUGGUUGUCCUCGCCGCGAAUUUCCUAACCAGGUGCAGGUCGCCGGCGACCUACCUCGUCGAUUACGCGCUCUUCAAUCCUCCUCAGCACCUCCGCGUCCCCUUCGCAACCGUCGUGGAGCACGCAAAACUCCUAUUCGCCGACGAACCGGAGCCGGCGAAGUUCCAGUUGAAGCUACUUUCCCGCUCCGGCAUAGGCGAACAGACCUGUGUUCCGCCGUCGAUCUGGUACAUUCCGCCGCGCCCUAGCCUCCGAUUAGCCGGAGAAGAAGCAGAGCUCAUCGUCUUCUCCUGCGUCGAAUCGCUCCUCCGGAAGACGCAGAUCCAUCCGAGAGAAAUCGAUAUACUCAUCGCCAAUUGCAGCCUCUACUGCCCCGUGCCGUCCAUAACCGCCAUGGUUAUCAACAAAUACAAGCUCAGAAGCAACGUCAAGAGCUUCAACCUCUCGGGGAUGGGAUGCAGCGCCGGACUCAUAUCCAUAGAUCUCGCGAACGACCUCCUCCGCACAAAUCCAAAUUCAAAUGCGGUGGUAAUCAGCACAGAGAUUCUCAGCAAUUCGUUCUAUCUAGGUAAGGAACGAUCGAUGCUCCUCCCGAACACCUUAUUCCGAAUGGGCGGCGCUGCCGUGCUGCUCUCCAACAAACCUUCCGAACGCCGCCGCGCCAAGUACAAGCUCCUCCACCUCGUCCGAACGCACAGAGGCGCCGACGACAGAUCCUACGGAUGCAUAUCGUACGAAGAGGAUCCCCAAGGCUACGCCGGAAUAAAACUCAACCUAGAUCUGAUGAAAGUCGCCGGCGACGCGCUGAAAUCGAACAUUACUCGCCUCGCUCCGCUCGUCCUCCCGUUCUCGGAGAAGCUCCGGUACGCUCAAUCCCUAAUUUUGCACAAAUUCGCAACCGCGAAUGCGAAGGUAUACUCGCCGGACUUCAAAAAGGCGUUCGACCAUUUCUGCAUCCACGCCGGCGGGAGAGCGGUGAUCGAUUCGCUGCAGAAGAAGAUGGAUCUGACGGCGGAGAACGUGGAGGCGUCGAGGUCGACGCUGCACCGAUUUGGCAAUACGUCGUCGUCUUCGGUGUGGUACGAGUUGAGCUAUAUUGAGUCGAAGGGGAGGAUGAAGGGCGGGGAUCGAGUGUGGCAGAUUGCAUUCGGGAGCGGGUUUAAGUGCAACAGCGCCGUCUGGAUCUGCAAUCGGACGGUCACAAUUCCGGUCGAGGGACCAUGGGCCGAUUGCAUUGAUAACUAUCCGGUUCAUAUUCCGGAGGUUAUCAAUAUUUAAUUAAUUAAUUAGUUAUGAACAAUAAUUGAAAAUAAUACUCCCACUUUCCCUGGAUUGAAAGUCUGUGUUAGUGGAGACGCCUAACGAGUACAUAAUUAAAAAUAAUUAUUUUAUAAUA